ACAUGCGCGGUAGACCGCCUGGGGAAGGUUGCAUCAUCGACACCGGCAUCGAGUAACCAAACUUCCUAAUGUCUUACUAAUUUUACACACCUUGGAGACAUUUUGGGCAGACGUGGCUGUUAUUAAAGGAUUUAUUGGUGACAGUAAGACCGGAAAAUUGUGAUUAAGACGUGUAGAGAAACGCAGGAGUGGUGUUAGAGUGUGGGAAGAGUUGCUGGUGGUAUCUGGUAACGCGCGUGAGUGAGAGUGUGGAGGUCUUGCUGCCAGACAAUCUCGAGUCUUUCUAGUGUGCUGGCAGUGAUCGAGUGGAGUGUGCACCCAUCCUCCCAGCGCCUCGCGUGUUAUUAACCUGCCCGCAUCGCCGUCAGUGUUCCAUCCCUUAUUACAUCACCAUGUCGUGCCCCUUCCUGUCCCGCCUGCCCGGACAGUUUGUGAAGAACUACUGCCGAACCCUGGUGCGGCAGUACGGCGAGAUGUGCCCCGUGGUGACCAACUUCAUGCCGGCCAGGACCUUCACUUCCCUCUCCUCCAACCAAGACUCCGAGGGUGAGAAGAAAUGUCCCUUCCUGCAAGGCCAGAACGUGGUGAAGCAAGCCAGCCGGGAGGUACAGGAGGAUGUGAUUGAUCUCUCCACCAGGGAACAAGGCCCUGCUGGACUAGAAGUGAAACCUAAAGAGGAGAUGAAAUGUCCUUUUUUAGCUUCCCAAGUCAGCCCAGAUCAAAAAGACAAAGACAAAGAGGUGGAAGAGGUGCAAUCAUUCCCAUACAAUGAAUUUUUCCAAGAGCAAAUCUCUAAGAAGAAAGCUGACCAUUCCUACCGUGUGUUCAAGAAGGUGAUUCGCCUGGCAGACCAGUUCCCCAAGGCCAAGGAGUACUCCUAUGGGGAGAAGGACGUCACUGUGUGGUGCUCCAACGACUACCUUGGAAUGUCGCGCCACGAGGAUGUAAGGCGGGCAGUGCGAGCCUCCCUGGAGAAGCAUGGGGCUGGAGCAGGAGGAACUAGAAACAUCUCUGGGAACACCAUUCUGCAUGAGGCUCUGGAGACCAAGCUGGCAUCCAUCCACCAGAAGGAUGCUGCACUGCUUUUCACCUCCUGCUACGUGGCCAAUGAUUCCACCCUCUAUACGCUGGCCAAGGCACUACCAGGUUGCCACAUCUUCUCAGACGAGGGCAACCACGCCUCCAUGAUUCAAGGCAUCCGCAACUCCGGUGCUCCCAAGCACAUCUUCCGUCAUAAUGACCCGGAGCACCUGGAGGAACUGCUGCAGUCCAUAGAUGUCUCCAUCCCCAAGAUUGUGGCCUUUGAGACGGUGCACUCUAUGACGGGUGCCGUGUGUCCCCUCAAUGAGCUGUGUGAUGUUGCUCACAAGUACGGGGCCAUCACCUAUGUGGAUGAGGUGCACGCUGUGGGUCUGUAUGGAGAGAAGGGAGCUGGGAUAGCUGAGAGGGACGGGCUGCACUACAAGAUUGACAUUGUGUCUGGAACUUUAGGCAAGGCUUUCGGGAACAUCGGGGGCUACAUCUCAGGGGAUGGAGCGCUGGUGGACAUGAUCAGGAGCUAUGCAGCUGGCUUCAUCUUCACCACCUCUCUGCCGCCCACCGUGGUGUCUGGGGCACUGGCAGCUGUCACCAUCCUGAGCGGGCCAGAGGGACGGGCCCUGCGAGCCAAGCACCAGGAGGUUGUGAGCUACCUCAGGUCAUUACUAAUAGAAAAAGGGUUGCCAGUGGAGCAUUGUCCUUCCCACAUAAUUCCUAUACAUGUGGGGGAUCCUUUACUGGGCACCAAGAUCUCUGAUGAGCUCAUAAGGAAUUACGGCCACUACGUGCAAGCCAUCAACUACCCCACGGUGCCUCGGGGGCAGGAGAAGCUGCGCAUCGCCCCUACACCCCAGCACACCAGGCCCAUGAUGGACAAGUUUGUGGAGGACCUGCUGAUGGUGUGGAAGGAACUUGAAAUGCCGCUUGGGAACACCACUUGUCCGGAGCAAUGCAUGUUUUGCAAGAAGCCCUUACUGUUCAAAGCACUGGAAGCCCGGGAGUCAUGCAAACCUUCCUGUGACAAGCCGUACUGCCCCCAGCUGGCCAAAUGCUUCUAGCACCAUCACUACUGAGAUGACACAUGAAGACCACACUUUCCAGGGAUGCCACACUGCCCACCACACCCAUCUGGAGAUUGAUGAUGGACUGCGUGAAUGUUGCUUUUAGGUAGAGAUGUGCUUUAAAAAUUCAAGAAUUGUUCUGAAUUCCAAAUUGUACUGAAUUGCAAAAUUCCAUUUAAUUUUUACUUCCUGUAAUGGAAAAUAAUUCCAAUCUAUGAUAUUAAUAGGAUAUAAAGAAAGUAAUAUAUUGCACAGUUUAUAUAUAUAUAUAUAUAAUAAAAAUUUAUCAGAGUAUUUUCAUGCCCUAGUAUGUAUAGUAAAAUAAAUAAAGCAUAGGUGCAGCAA
This is a messenger RNA of Scylla paramamosain (green mud crab), 2444 nucleotides long. RefSeq names its product 5-aminolevulinate synthase, erythroid-specific, mitochondrial-like (gene Alas). Gene Ontology annotation, molecular function: pyridoxal phosphate binding; 5-aminolevulinate synthase activity. The coding region runs from base 393 to 2096 and encodes 567 amino acids. Gene Ontology annotation, cellular component: mitochondrion. Gene Ontology annotation, biological process: heme biosynthetic process; hemoglobin biosynthetic process; erythrocyte development. The transcript is spliced from 11 exons. The record is from RefSeq and is a predicted model, not a curated record. NCBI's taxonomy places the organism in Eukaryota, Metazoa, Arthropoda, Malacostraca, Decapoda, Portunidae.